Lutzomyia longipalpis is the source of this 614-nucleotide messenger RNA. Its product is annotated as transmembrane protein 208. The transcript is spliced from 4 exons. Gene Ontology annotation, cellular component: intracellular membrane-bounded organelle. The coding region runs from base 18 to 536 and encodes 172 amino acids. Lineage: Eukaryota; Metazoa; Arthropoda; Insecta; Diptera; Psychodidae. Gene Ontology annotation, biological process: vacuolar protein processing. The record is from RefSeq and is a predicted model, not a curated record.
UCCAACGUCAUAGUGACAUGGCACCCCAACAGAAGGGAAAGCAAGCCACAAAGGGGGGGAAGCAGAUUGUUGACGAAAAUGUCGCCACACUCAAGUUCUACAGGAAUAUGGCCUUUAUAUCUCAAGGAGCUCACUUGAUGGUUAUGUUUCUCCUAUCAGACGCCUAUUCGGCACUCACAAUUACCAUGACAAUAUUAUCGGUUGCCCUCCAUAUUGGUAGCUACCAGUUUAUGAGUUUCAUGGCAAGGGCACAGUAUUCUGAAUCAGGUGCCCUUAUCGAUAGUGGGACUGAUUUGAAUAUGGAAGGGGGCCUAGCAGAGCAUGUCAAAGAUUUAGUCAUUUUAACAUCAGGAACACAAAUCUUUUCACUUCUUAGCAACUACUUUUGGCUCCUAUUCCUCCUCAUUCCCAUUCGAGCUGUUUGGCUGCUAUGGGGAUCAGUCAUAAAACCCUGGAUGGAGCAGAAAAAUCAACAGCCAGAAGUUGAUGAGAAGAAGCAAAAGAAAAUGGAAAGGAAAAUGCGAAGGAUGCGCUAAAUUGAGCUUAACUCCAAACCACUUGUAAAUACUUCCAUAUAAUUUAAAAGAAAUAAAAGACUUGUGAAGAAAUGUAAA